Molecule: messenger RNA, 992 nt
Organism: Ananas comosus (pineapple)
Lineage: Eukaryota; Viridiplantae; Streptophyta; Magnoliopsida; Poales; Bromeliaceae
Product: DNL-type zinc finger protein-like
Exons: 4
Coding region: 24-548 (174 amino acids)
Biological process (GO): protein stabilization; protein folding; protein import into mitochondrial matrix
Cellular component (GO): mitochondrion
Molecular function (GO): protein-folding chaperone binding; zinc ion binding
Source: RefSeq, a predicted model, not a curated record
CGCAUUAGAACGGCACCUGAAUAAUGGUGAAUCACCUAGAAGGAGCCAUGGGUGCGGUGGUGGUGGAUGCGAUGAGCCUUCUCCUUCUCCCUCGAAGCUUCGCCGUUUCCCCCUCCUCCUCCUCCUCCUCCUCCUCCCCUUCCUCCUCGCACCUCCGAUUCCUCUCCACGAAUUGCCUCGCUCCUCAUCUUAGGGCACCAUUUCUCAGGUUGAGGAUAUCUAAUGGGGGGAGGGCGAUUAGAAGCGUGGUGUGUACGAGUGUGUCGAAUUCCUCGGAGAAUUACAACGCCGAUAGCAGCAAAUCGCCCUCGCAGGAAGCAGCUUUUGAUAUAAAGCUUCCCAGAAGAAGUUUGAUGGUUCAGUUCACAUGCGAUUCUUGUGGUGAAAGAACUAAGCGCUUGAUAAACCGAGUGGCCUAUGAAAAGGGAACUGUGUUUAUCCAGUGUGCAGGCUGUCUUGUCUAUCACAAGUUUGUUGACAACCUUGGGCUAGUUGUUGAGUACGAUCUGCGUGAGGAACAUCAUGUGGAUUCUGAUGGCACAGAUUGAUAUGGGCCUUGACAAACUAUUUGUCUGUUUUAUGCACAAUAUAUUUCCUUUCAGUAAAAUACAAAACUGCUUUUCUACACGCUUUAUUGCUUAUAUUCUCCGAAGGAUAAAAGUUGGGAAGAUGGAAUGCAGUUUUAGAGCAUAUUCUUAGAAUUUUUUUCAGUGAGCAACUCUGUUUGGAAGGCCCACAAGGGGGUAAGUAAGCUUUGGAAGGCCCACGAGGGGGAAAGUAAGCCAUGCCACCAGCAAACAGCAAGACGGUAUAUCGUUAUGUUCUGCAAAUUUCAACUGUUUCAUUUGAAUUAUUACUCAAACAUCUGGAGAAUAUAAUAUACCCUUCUUUUCAAUGUUUCUAGUGUAGAUUUUUUCUCUCUUUAACGUCUUUGUAUCCUCAGACUUUGGCUUUCUAAAUUUCAUUUUUAUCUGGCAGUAUAUCACUCAUCA